Molecule: messenger RNA, 408 nt
Organism: Penicillium mononematosum
Lineage: Eukaryota; Fungi; Ascomycota; Eurotiomycetes; Eurotiales; Aspergillaceae
Product: 60S ribosomal protein eL27
Exons: 4
Coding region: 1-408 (135 amino acids)
Biological process (GO): translation
Cellular component (GO): cytosolic large ribosomal subunit; ribosome
Molecular function (GO): structural constituent of ribosome
Source: RefSeq, a predicted model, not a curated record
AUGAAGUUCAUGAAAGUGGGCCGUGUGGCCAUCAUCACCCGUGGCCGCUACGCCGGUAAGAAGGUCGUCAUUAUCCAGCCCGUUGAUGCUGGCUCCAAGUCGCACCCCUUCUCCCACGCCAUUGUCGCCGGUAUCGAGCGUUACCCCCUCAAGGUGACCCGUGGUAUGGGCAAGAAGCUCGUCGACCGCCGCAGCCGCAUCAAGCCUUUCAUUAAGGUCGUCAACUACAACCACUUGAUGCCCACCCGUUACACUCUCGAGCUUGAGGGUCUUAAGGGUACCGUCACCAACGACACCUUCAAGGAGGUCUCCCAGCGCGAGGACGCCAAGAAGACCAUCAAGAAGGCCCUUGAGGACCGUUACACCAGCGGAAAGAACCGUUGGUUCUUCACUGCCCUGCGUUUCUAA